Molecule: messenger RNA, 2289 nt
Organism: Entamoeba invadens IP1
Lineage: Eukaryota; Evosea; Mastigamoebida; Endamoebidae
Product: replication factor C large subunit, putative
Exons: 2
Coding region: 1-2289 (762 amino acids)
Biological process (GO): DNA replication; DNA repair
Cellular component (GO): DNA replication factor C complex; nucleus
Molecular function (GO): DNA binding; ATP hydrolysis activity; DNA clamp loader activity
Source: RefSeq, a predicted model, not a curated record
AUGGACAAGUGGGUAAUUCGAAAGGGUGGCCCGGCAAAAGAUGGAGCAAAAACUUUAUCUGAAGACACAAAAGCAAAAACAAAGAAAGACGAAACGAAAGACCAAAAAAACAAAAAAAAUGUAAAAGAUGAAAAACAAGUAAAACCUUCUUCUGAAAAGGAAUUCAAAACACCAUCUCGUAAAACCUCAAAAAAGAAAGUCAAAAAAGUUUCCAAAGUGAAAAAUGAGAAGGAGAUUGAAAAUGACAAAACGAACGAACAUUUAAGCGAUGAAAAUUCUGAAGAAACGUCGAGCGAUGGCGACUCGAUCAAGUCAACUAAACCGAAAAAGUCUUCAAAAACAAAGUCGACUUUGGUCAUUGUCAAAACAACAACACCAAUUCAACAAGUCAAAAAGGUAAAGCCUAAGGCAGUCAAGACGACACACUUUACACCAUUUUCACACGACACAACUGCUAAGAACAAAGGAUCCAAAUUUGUUCCUAAAGGAAAAGGAACAUUUUUCGGAGAGGAUGAAUUCGAGCGCAAAAAUUUUGUGUUGACAGGAGUCUAUGAAGAACUGGACAGAGACGAGAUGAAGAAUUUUAUUCAAGACUUCGGAGGAAAUGUCGCCACUUCAAUCAGUGGGAAGACUCAUGUCAUAGUGGCAGGUGACGACGCUGGACCGUCCAAACUUGCAAAAGCACAAGAGAAAGGGUUGCUUGUGUGGAGUGAAGACGAUGUUUUAAACUACGCGAUUAAGAAGUUGGGGAUUACUGACACUACAAUUAAAAGUACGUCGGGAACCACUGAAAAUGGUGGAAAGGAUAAAGGCGAAGUAAAGAUAUUAUCUGUGAACAAUGACAACGACAUUUGGACGGAGAAGUACCGACCACAGACAAUCGAAGACCUCGUCGGCAAUAAAACCCAAGUUAUGAAGUUCAAGAAGUGGUUAGAAUCGUGGAAGAACGUAAUACCAGACAGACAAGCGGUUUUGUUGGCAGGAUCUCCGGGUGUUGGGAAGACGACAACCGCAAAAAUACUUGCCCGGGUGAUGGGGUACAAUGCUGUUGAGUUCAAUGCGUCAGAUGUAAGAAACAAGAAAAGUGUCAGUGCUGAGUUGAAGAAAGUGUUGCUUAACGGACAGAUCAGUCGUGGAGAAACAUACAAACCCGCUCUUGUGAUUAUGGACGAAGUCGACGGAAUGUCGUCUGGUGAUCGAGGUGGAAUUGCUGAACUUGUCCAAUUCAUCAAGAAGACUACAUCACCAAUUGUUUGUAUAUGCAAUGAUGUGAUGGACAAAAAGAUGCAAUCAUUGGUCAAUGUCUGUGAGACAAUUAAUUUUGUGAAGAUCACACCCAACGACUUGGAAACGCGUUUGAGUGUGAUUUUAAAGAACGAAAAUAUCGAAGUCGCGAGCGAAAAGAUCGAGGAAAUUGCAAAGAAGUCGCACGGCGAUGUGAGGUACGCGAUCAACGUGUUGCAAACUUUCUGCAAAUGUGGAAUGAGUAUCGGUGAAAAGAACGAGGAUGUCGACUACAUCGAGAUUAUCCCGACGCUUAUUACACAAUAUUGGAAGACAAGUUUCAACGAAAAGAUCAACCUAUUCUUUAUGGACACUUUCAUGGUGCCGUUUUAUUUACACGACUCUUUGUGGAGGGGGCAGCAGUUGAGUCACUUAGGAAAGGCGUUGCAAUCAUUCUGCCUUGGUGAUAUAUUCCAAAACUGUGUGAUGAAAACUCAGAACUGGAAGCUGAUGCCAACUAGUGGGCUCUUUAAACUUGGGAUAACUACAUUCUACGGGCAGACGAAGAAUGGCGCAAUGAAGGUCAUGUUCCCGAAAACACUCGGGAAGGUUAGCAAGAGAAAAGGAAACCAGACUCGGGUUAACUUGGUAACUUCGAAGCUGCCAGGACGGUUUUUGACGAACAGAUCCUUUGCAGCCAGACCAAUGAUGUACAUUAGAAACACGAUAAUGAGAGUGAUGGAGACGGAUCCCAAAAAGGCUGCAUUGAUUGCACAGCACUUUGGCAUUGAAAAGCUUGUUUGGGACGAGUUAGUAAAAAUUGGCACGUCACUCGAAAAGACUGAAUUAUUUAAAGAAGUCUCGACAGGCAAAAAGGCUCAAUUUACGCGAGAACUAAAAGUGCUGACGACAGGUAUUGUCUCAAAGGGAAAGAAAGGGAAAAACACCAAAAAUGAAGACGACGACUUAGGAAAUCCCGACAUUGAUCUUGGGGAGAUGAGUGAAGAUGAUUAUGAUUAUCAAGACGACGCACCAGAAUAUAUACCAGACGAUGAAAUUUUUUGA